Perca flavescens (yellow perch) is the source of this 15330-nucleotide messenger RNA. RefSeq names its product ring finger protein 213a (gene rnf213a). Gene Ontology annotation, cellular component: membrane; cytosol; nucleolus. The coding region runs from base 1 to 14646 and encodes 4881 amino acids. The record is from RefSeq and is a predicted model, not a curated record. Gene Ontology annotation, biological process: negative regulation of non-canonical Wnt signaling pathway; sprouting angiogenesis; ubiquitin-dependent protein catabolic process. Gene Ontology annotation, molecular function: ubiquitin-protein transferase activity; ATP hydrolysis activity. The transcript is spliced from 63 exons. NCBI's taxonomy places the organism in Eukaryota, Metazoa, Chordata, Actinopteri, Perciformes, Percidae.
AUGGAGGUGACAAAGGCUCCAGUGUGCACUAAGGAUAACACACAGUCCAGCACCCCAGCUGGCCCGCCACCCAAAAGGCUGACCAGGAACAGCACCAUUGCUGCACGAGACAGACUCACUAUUUACUUCCAUGCAGUUCUCUCAAAGGAUUUCAAAUUUGAUCCACAAGAAGAUCGUAUAUUCAUCAGGGCUGGGUUCCACAUAGGGAAAUGGGAGGAAGAUGCAGUUGAGCUGGUUGUGUCCAGGGAUCUUGGAGAACAUGGUUUUCUGGUCGUGGGCAGUCUAACAACAAUCAAAAAUAAAGCUGAAUCUGUGUCGAUACCGUACAAAUAUGUUGUCUAUUACAAUAAAAAGAACAAAUAUGAGUUUGAGUACAUAUACAAACUGGAUUCUACACACCAAACGACCAACAGAUGUUUGUUCGUAAAACCACACCUUGUCAAUGAAGACGGAGACUGGCAUCAAUAUGAUGACAUCAUCUGUGCCGAGCCAUCGAAGAGCAUGCUCAAACGCAUUAAAGAAACGCUCUGGCCUGAACAAAGGAGAAGUCUGAUUCAAGGCAGAGAGAUUGCGGGGAAAAUAAUGCUCGACACCAUAUUUGAUCUUCUCAGGACCUGGACCCCUACCAAUUUGAGAAGUUUUCUGAUCCAGCUGAAUCAGUUCUGUCAAGUUUAUGGGGAGCCUUUUGUGUAUGAAGAAACACAAAAGAAGUGGAACUCCUUAAACUAUGGGAAAGAUGAUGUGAGGAAGAUGUUAAAGGACUUCAUGCUGACAAACGUGAUUCCUCAGUUGCUGAAGAAUGGAGACGGGCAGAUGCUCUAUGUUCAGGAUCCCAUGAGAGCGGCUGUUAUCAUGCUCUUUGUAUGGAGACAUCAACAAGUUAAACUAGAUAAUGGUGAGCUCCAUCGGCUCUGCAAUGCACUCUGUUUACCCAAACAAGACAAAGAGGACUUCCUCCAGUACUGGACAGAGUUUUCUCAGGCUGUCGCUAUUUUCAAAGAUCUGCCAGAUAUGUUGGUGUAUCUGAUACGCGAUGUGAAACAAUUGGGAAUGCAACGAUGGAUUCUGGUGCUACCGCUCUUCCACUUCCUCAGAGGAACCACAAAGCCCUUUGAAAUACCAACUCAUGGAAACUUGAAGUACGGCGUACACUGGGCAGGUUUGCAAGGCCUUGACAUUGGUUCCGCAGCAGCAUACGUGUACAGUGAAGAGAGGAAGGCUCUGGUGAAUUUGAUGAAAAGCCACAGUCACUUGAUGGAGGUUGAUGCACUUUUAGUGCGAUCCUGCACAUACUUGAUGCCAUUUGAUGACAUGAUGGAGUGUAUCGUCAACAUUAACAUUGAGCUUUUGGACAUACUUUAUGUUUUCACUAACAAGGCUCCUCAGGAUAUUACGAGCAGUAACGUCCAGACAGUAACUCACAUGCUCUCCCAUAUCCAAGGAAACCUCAUUGAAGAACAGUACAGUUCUUUUACUGAGGCUUAUAGGAGAGAGUGCCUAGUAACAGCAGUGAAACUGUUGGAGAAGCUCUGCAAAGGUGUCAAAGCAUCAUAUACCCAGAACUACCCUGAUGUUCCUGUGGCUUGUAUGAAUCUGGUUGCAUCAGUGUCAGACUUUGUUCACUGUAACAAACAACAGGAGAUUCAAGAAGGGGAAAGAGAGCAGCGAUAUACAAAAGACUCCAUCGCCAUUAUGAGGAACUGGAUAAGUCGCUUCUUCAAACAGAAUUUGCUCAACAAGGGUUUGUCAUCCCUGUACCGUGUUGAGGCUACAGCAGAGAUCGAAACGUGGAACAACAUAAUCUCCAUCCAAUUCAAAGAUGGAGAGUGCACAAAAGAAUGGAGACAGACCUUCACAAUGGAUUUUGAGGGCAAGUUCAAACAGGAAACUGCUGUGGAUCAAAUUGAAUUUUACUGCACAAAAAUAGAGGAACUCAGUAAAUCCCAUCCACAUGUCGCUGCUAGUAUUGAGAGGUGUGCUCUUGAGGCGGUUACAUCUUUGUGCCAGACAAAGUCUGAGGGAAAGCUGUUUGAGAGGUUGAAGAUAAACUGGAAGUUCGGGAAACUCAUCUCAGCCAUUAUCCAGAAGUCUUGGCCAAAGGACCGACAAGGAAAUUAUCAGGAAGAUGACGAAUUGGUCCUUCAUCACCUCCUCUCCUGGACUGCCGCCAAAGACAUUUUCCAACUACACGGUGCAGGUGAAAAUGUGAUUGAGAAGCUCUCUCAAGAUGCCCAGGACAGAAUUGCUAUAGCCAUAUCCUCAUUCACAGCAAUCAACAAUCAACUAGUCAAUGGAAACCUUAAGACCAGCCUGCUCAACAUCAUUUUGGAGAAGAGAAACGUCUUCUUAGAGCUGCUGAAGAUCGAUUGCCUCUCUGAGAAUGAACAAUACAAGGAUAAUGCCAAAAUGAGGAGGCUGUUACAGUGCAGAGAGGAUGAAGUGAAAGCUGUGUACCAUGAGAAGGAGCUUGUGGACAUCUUCUUAACAAUGAGCCAAAAACUUAAGGAACAUAUGACAGUUGAUGUUGCCGACAUGGAAGAGAGACAGAAGGUCAACAUCGAGAUCAUGCCCCUGAACCAUUUCAUGGAGGUUCAUCCAUUUGACCAACUGCCCUCUGCCAUGGCUGGUGUUGUCACCUACUUUGAUCUGGGUGAAGAAAUCAGGAAUAUGGCAGAGGUCCUGUUCACCUUUAGAGAGAGUCAUAUAUUCAAAGUAUGCUGGGAGAAACAUGCCAAACUCCUAGCCACUGAAGAAAUGGAAGACUGCAACCCUGGCGAACAUGAAGUAGCGGACAUUAUGGCAACACCAGAAAUGAUACAUGAAGACAUUUUCGAGCCUUGUUUUGCUGAUUACAAAGACAUCUACACUUGUCUGAAGAAUGGCAGCAUUAGGCUUGAGGAGGUAAACCAGCUCUUCAGAGAUUACAAGGGCAAGUACGAAGAGCUUGCUCUGGACCUGGACAUCAUGUGCAAGAUUGAUAAAUCAACCGACAAACAGUGGAUCCACAGCAGGGUUCAACAGAUUGAGCAGUAUCAUGAUCUUCAUCUAGCUGUGGCUUCAGCUCAAAUUAUCAUGAUGGUCAAAGAGACGCUUCAUCUUCAAGGGGACUUCAGGGUUCUGGAGACUCUUACAGAAGUUAGUCAUGCAGACUUUCAGACAGAGCAGCUCAAUCGUAUUGACAAUGACUUGAUACAGGCCAAGAUGGUCCUGGUGGACAUCACUGAGCCCCGGAGACUGUGCCUACGUGAGCUGGGACUCAGAGGACACUUUGUCAGAUGGGUGAAAGAUGCACUUGAAGAUAUCAAUGAGUUGAAAGUGUUCGUUGACCUGGCUUCCAUUUCUGCGGGAGAGAAUGACAUGGAUGUGGAUCGCGUUGCUUGCUUCCACGAUGCUGUCCUCGGCUACUCGUCAAUGCUAUAUGAGCUCAAACCAGACGCUGGUUUUCAUGUCCUCAAAGAGGUGCUCAAGAAGCUCUGGAGAGCUUUGGAGAAUGACAGCAACCUACCAAAAAAACUGCGGGACAGUGCACGCCAUUUGGAAUGGCUGAAGACUGUGAAGGACAGUCAUGGGUCAGUGGAGCUGUCAUCUCUCUCUUUAGCAUCAGCCAUCAACAACAAGGGUAUCUACCUGAUCAGUGCUCAAAGUGUUAAAAAGUUGAGUCUUGACACGGCCCUGAAGCUGCAGAUUCCAGAGGAGCAUGAUGAGGGUCAGCAGAUGCGCUGCUAUUCUCUUGAGGACCUGCGGGAGCUGCAGAAUAAACUCAUGCUCAUGUCUGGGAAAGGUGAUCAAGGGCAGAAUGAAGUUGAUCAUUUUACAGAGGUUUUUGCCAGUGUUCAAAGACUAGCUGAGGCAUUCAUUGCCCUAUACACUGCUGGGAAUCCUCUGUUCAGGCACUGGGAAGCGCAAAUCAACUGCAGUUUUAUCUGUGAGGAACACAGCAUUGUGAUGGACUUCAACCUGGGCAGUGUUCUUAGUGUUGUCAUUGUGGAGGGCAGUAUAGAGGAGCAGCUUCCUGAAUUUUGCAGGAAAAUGGAAAAGUGCCUGGACUAUUGGAUGGAUUUCAUGGACAAACAAAGAUCCCAGCAUUACUAUCUGAACUACUAUACAGCCGAACAGAUUGUAUACCUCUGCAGCAAGCUGACUCAGCAAAAUGUGACCAAUAUGGAGGACCAGGUUCUCAUGCUGCUCUCCUUCGUCAAACCAAAUUGCACAGCUUCAGACUUGAGGCAGGUCUGGCAUGCACUCCAGUAUGAGAUCCUCACCAAACCACAAGAGCAAAAUGAAGACAUUGAGUUCCAGACUUUUGUUAUGGUGCCAAGAAGUGAGCUGGGAGACCCAGACUUUCCUAGUGAGCUGGAUCCUCUGCUAAGUCUUGUGGAACAAGCAGAUGGUUCCCAGAAAUUUGAUCUGAUAUGGAAUGCUUAUAUGAAAGACAUGAAGAAUUAUCUUCCCCACAUUCUUGAUAUAAAAAGUCUUGGAAGACUGUUGGAAAUACUGGCCAACAAAGAAGAUGAGAGUAAAGACGAUGAGGGUGAAGAAGACAUUUCUGAUGAUAACAUUGGGGAUUUCAUACAGAGGCAGCUACCUAAAGGCUUGGCUGCCGGGAAUCCAAACCUCAUUGUUUGCCCACACGAUGAGGUCCUGACAUCUUGCAUCUCUGUUUACAUGAGUAGCGAAGAAGAGACACUUCCCACCUAUGAUGAAGUCCUCCUGUGCAACUCCUCAACACCAUACGAACAGGUUGAGCUAUUCCUCAGACGCUGUCUCAGCAUAGGCUACAGUGGACACAAGAUAUACUCUCUACUGUAUGGAGAUCUGCUCACUUAUGAUGUGAGCUCUAAAGUUGAGAACUUUUUUCAGCGAAUGAAAAUGCAGAGCAGGAAAGACUACAAACUUGUCAUCAUCUGCAGCUCGGAAAGAGAACAUGCCUACCUUCCCUCAGCCUUCAGCCAGUACAGAUUGCACAUGGUUCCCCAGGAGCCAUUGGCGAGGAUCCAGAGGUACCUUCACAAACACUACAUUGUCCCAGCAGAUCAAUGCAGUGCUGCAGCUGCAUUCAAAGACAGACUGUGCGUUGGUGUUGUCUCAUCCAAAAGGGCUGGUGUUGGUAAAUCUCUCUAUGUCAAGAGACUGUAUGAAAAACUGAAGCACUCAACCAAAAAGCCGUCCAUGAUGAAAUGCAUCCGCUUGAUUGAACCAAAUGUUGAUGAGAAUGUCAUCGUUCAAUCUCUGUUGGACACCCCCAAGAGGAAAGAACUUGUGAUGUUCCAUUUUGACAUCACAUCAUCGGUGCAGAAAGGUCUCCAUGAGUUUCUUUUUAAAUUGUUGAUUCUGCGCUAUUUGAUGGACUCUGAGGGAAAGAUGUGGAAGUGCAGUGACACGCAGCUGUAUGUCAUAGAGAUUUUAGAGCCGUCUGUCACGUCAUCCAGAAAUGACUCACGGCAGAUUCAAACAAUAAACAGCACAUUCACAGACGUGUUUCCAAAUAUUUUCUGCCGACCACCCAAAGAGGUGCUAUUGCUAGAGAUGAAGAAGCAAGAACAUCCUACCAUUGUGAGCACUGAUGACCCACUAAUGGAUGAUGAGGAAUUCAGGAGUGCAGCCUUUCAGCGGCCAUACCAGUAUCUCACAAGGUUUCAUAACCACAGCGAUCUUGAUGCGUUCAAAUAUCAGGAUGUUGAAGGGUCACAUUUGGAAUGUCUUCAGAUGCUUCUCAUGUACUGUGGUGUUAUGGACCCAUCCUGGGCAGAACUGAGGAACUUUGCAUGGUUCCUUAACCUUCAGCUGAAAGACUGUGAGACAUCUGUUUUUUGUGAUGCUACUUUCACUGGAGACACGCUGACUGGAUUCAAAACCUUUGUGGUGGACUUCAUGAUUCUGAUGGCAAAGGACUUUGCCACUCCAUCGCUCAGCAUCUCUGACCAGAGUCCUGGGAGGCAGCAGAUGGACCUGUCUGGUGUCCGAGAUGAAGACUUGGCUCCUUUUCUGAUCAGAAAGAGAUGGGAAACAGAACCACAUCCAUACAUCUUCUUUAAUGAUGACCAUGUGUCCAUGACCUUCAUUGGUUUCCAUCUUCAGCCCAAUGAACAGAACUCUGUUGAUGCCAUUGAUCCCACCUCAGGAAGGGUGAUAAAAAAGAAUGUCAUGACAAGAGAAUUGUAUGAAGGCCUAAAUCUUCAGAGAGUCCCUUUCAACAUCAACUUUGAUUGCCUUCCAAGAGGGGAGAAAAUAGAGAGAAUCUGCAAUGUUCUUGGUAUCCAAUGGCCUCUUGACCCUGAUGAAACAUAUGAACUUACAACUGACAACAUACUAAAGAUGCUGGCAAUCCAUAUGCGGUUUAGGUGUGGCAUCCCUGUCAUUAUCAUGGGUGAGACGGGAUGUGGUAAGACAAGGCUCAUCAAGUUCCUUUGUGAGUUGCGGAGGAGUGGAGUGGCCACUGAGAACAUGAAACUGGUCAAGGUACAUGGAGGGACAACUUCUGAGAUGAUUUACACCAAAAUCAGAGAGGCAGAAGACAUUGCUUCUAUUAACAAGCAAGACUAUGGAUUUUACUCUGUUCUUUUCUUUGAUGAGGCCAACACUACCGAUGCCAUCAGCAGCAUUAAGGAGGUCCUCUGUGACAAGACAGUCAAGGGGAAAAGUUUGAUAACCAAUUGUGGAUUGCAGAUUAUUGCAGCAUGCAACCCUUACCGAAAGCACACAGAUGAGAUGAUUCAGAGGUUAGAAUCUGCUGGUCUUGGGUACAAAGUUCGAGCUGAAGAGACUGAUGAAAAGCUUGGGUCCAUCCCUCUCCGCCAGUUAGUCUAUAGAGUUCAAGCAUUACCUCCAAGCAUGAUCCCUCUGGUGUGGGACUUUGGACAGUUAAACGAUCACACAGAGAAAACUUACAUCCAACAGAUUGUGCAGAGAGUGGUUGAAAACAAAGACAUCGAUGAAAGUUACCUCAAGUGGAUCACUGACGUCCUUUCGGCUUCACAGAAGUACAUGCGGAUGAGAAAGGAUGAAUGCAGCUUUGUCAGCCUGAGAGAUGUUGAACGCUGCAUGCAGUCAUUUGUUUGGUUCUACGACAACCAUGUCAUGUUGUUUGCAGAGCUUGAAAAAUUUGAGAUUACUCAAAAUGCUGAGAAGAAUGAAAGGCAUCACAGACAGCCUGAAGUCAGAGACCCUGUACUAUGGUCCCUGGUCAUGGCCAUAGGAGUGUGCUACCAUGCCUGUCUAGAAAAUAAGGAUAAAUACAGGCAGAAAAUCAGCAAAUGCCUCCCACAAGCAUACGUUCCAGCAAAAGUAAUGCAGGAAAUCACACUCAUGCAGGAUUUACUUCUAAGUGGUGUGCCAAUGGGGAAUACUAUUGCAAGAAACAUUGCCCUUAAAGAGAAUGUCUUCAUGAUGGUUAUCUGCAUUGAGCUAAGAAUCCCUCUCUUCUUAGUUGGGAAACCUGGAAGUUCAAAAUCUCUGUCUAAAACUCUGGUAGCAGAUGCAAUGCAGGGUCAAGCUGCUCAUUCUGACCUCUACAAAAAGCUUAAACAGAUCCAUUUGGUUUCCUUCCAGUGUAGCCCUCACUCAACACCAGAAGGCAUCAUUAAUACAUUCAAGCAAUGCGGACGCUUUCAGGAAGGAAAGAACCUGGAUGAGUACAUUUCAGUUGUGGUUCUUGAUGAGAUUGGGCUAGCUGAGGACUCUCCAAAGAUGCCACUGAAAACCCUUCACCCACUGCUAGAAGAGGGAUGCAUUGAUGAUGAGCCACUACCUCACAAAAAGGUUGGAUUCAUUGGCAUCUCCAACUGGGCUUUAGACCCUGCGAAGAUGAACAGAGGCAUUUUUGUGUCCCGUGGUGACCCUGAUGAGAGGGAACUCAUCGAGAGUGCUAAAGGCAUUUGCAAAUCUGAUGCAAUGGUUUUGGAGAAGGUCAGGGAUUUUUUCCAACCCUUUGCAAGAGCCUACUUAAACGUCUGCCGCAAACAAGGCAAAGGCUUUUUUGGCCUACGUGACUAUUACAGCUUGAUUAAAAUGAUUUUUGCAGCGGCCAAGGCUUCUCAAAGAAAGCCCACUGCAGAAGAAACUGUGAAGGCAGUGUUGAGAAAUUUCAGUGGCAGGGAUGAUGUGGAUGCAGUUACUGUUUUUACCAAAAGGCUGCAGAUUUCACCCAACCUGGAGAACAUCAGUGCCAUUGAGUUUGUGAGAGAAAACAUUCAAACAGUUGGACAAGAAGAAGAAUGUCGGUACCUGCUGGUGCUAACAAAAAACUACGCAGCACUACAGAUCCUGCAGCAAACCUUCUUUUCAAAAAGUGGUCAGCCAGAAAUAAUCUUUGGAUCCAGUUUCCCGAAAGACCAAGAGUACACCCAAAUCUGCCGCAACAUCAACAGAGUAAAGAUCUGCAUGGAGACCGGUCAAACAGUUGUGCUCCUAAACUUGCAGAACCUCUAUGAAAGUCUAUAUGAUGCCCUCAACCAAUACUAUGUCUACUUGGGAGGACAGAAAUAUGUGGACCUUGGACUGGGAACACACCGUGUGAAAUGUAGGGUGCACAAAGACUUCCGGCUAAUUGUCAUUGAGGAAAGAGAGGUGGUCUACAAACAGUUCCCAAUACCUCUCAUCAACAGGCUGGAGAAACACUACCUGGACAUCCACACUGUCCUUAAAACUGAGCAGAAGAGGUUGGUGGAUGAAUUGGAGAAAUGGUUGAGACUUUUUGUGUCUCUCAGCAGUCAACACGCAUCAGUAGCUCAGGCUUACAAGUACCAACUGCCAGACGUCUUCAUCGGCUACCACUCAGACACAUGUGCUUCUGUGGUACUUCAAGUAAUAGAGAAGCAGAAGGACAAUUUGGAGAUCUCCGACCCUGAGAGGAGAAUACUGGAUGAGGCUAAACUCGUACUGCUCAAAUGUGCCACACCAGACUCAGUUGUGCGGUUGGACUGCACAGGCCUUCCCAAAGUGGAGAGUGAAAAUCUGGCCAGGGUCUACUUUGAAGAGCAGAAUAACAACUGUUUAGCUGACUUCAUUCUUGCUCACACAAGGCAGGAAGUCCAUUGCUACUCCUCCUUCACAGAGGUGACAACAUUCUCCAGACUUCUGACAUCAUCUGACCUGGAACCACUAGUCCAAGUGUUGCAUAGUGUUGAGCUUCUCUCCCUCCAGCAGUUUGACACCGAGCAUUCCUUCCUAAAGAAGAUCAGGAACUUCCUCACAGCUGAAAAUGGCAGCAGCAUCACUGGGCCCUGCAACAAGAUCCUCCUCAUUCAGUGUGAUUUUGAUGAGGGCUCUCACAGUGCCAAUCUCAUUGCAUCUGCAAAGUACUCAGCCAUAAAUGAAAUCAACAAGCUAACUCAGGAGAGCACAGGAAGUAGGGUGUUUGUCUACUUUAUUACCAGACUGCCAAGAAUGGAAGGAGGGACCUCCUACGUUGGCUUUCAUGGAGGCCCCUGGAGAUCAGUUCACAUUGAUGACCUCAGACGGUCAAAAGACAUUGUUUCAGACAUCAAAGCCUUGCAAAACAUGACUAUCAGUCAAAUUUUUGAAACAAAGAUGAGUCAAGAUGCCGUAGCCAUGGAGGUGGAUGACAUGUACACUGAAAAUGAGCAUGAGGAAGCAGAGUCAGAGGAAAAUGGCUUGUAUAAUGUUGUGGACACCACAGCACUGGUGCGGAGCUGUGUGCAGGCUGCAGUAGGCAUGCUGAGGGACCAGGUGGAAACUGGCCUGCGCAGUACUCGGAGAGUUGAGAUCCUGCUGACACUCCUCAGUGACAAUGACGAAGUAAAAGGUGAAUUUCUGCAAACCGUGAAGAGGCAUCUUCAUUCAUUGCUGGUGACUAAUGAUGGCAACACCUUCUCAUCCAUCAAAAGCAACUGGGUCAUUAAGGAGGCCUCAAACAUUGAUGCCUUGCAAGAAGGAGGCACCUUCAGGCACACCUUAUGGAAGCGCAUUCAGGCUGUGGUCAUCCCCCUCUUGGCGCAACUGCUUUCAGUCAUUGACCGUGACCAAAACUUGGACAUCUUGCUAGAUACAAACUGUGGCGAAUUUGUCAAGAGACUGUGGUUAGAUAUCUUUGGCAAUGAUAAGCUGCUGGAAAUCCCACACCUAACAUUGGACCACAACUCUGGGACAAGAACAAUCCUUGUCCAAAACUACAUCGCCCGAGACAGGAACAUGGGCUGCAGCAUGCCCUUCAGCUGGAGGAUCAAGGACUACCUGGAGGAACUCUGGGUUCAUGCGCUUCAGCGUGAAGGCCACACUCAACAAGAGUUUGAUGAGUUCUUUUGGAAGACACCACUGGGGCGAUACAUUGAGAAAGCAGACCGAGAGGCGCAGACCGAGUUUUUCCAACGCUACCUUCAGGAUUACAUCUCCAUGACAAUGAAUGUGACUUGUCAGGAAGACCUGCAGCUCCUGUGUGAUGCCCUAAAUUGUUGUGUCAAUGAGCUGCGAUUGCAACUCAAUGCCACUGAUACAGCGGCAUCUCUUCCCUGGAUUCAUGCGGCUUAUCAUGAGUUCAAGAACCGACUGCAGAACCUCUCCAGAAUGAUCUGCAUUGAGCCCCAGGUGACCCAGCACCUCUUGAAGAAUCAUCAUACCAGAGACGGGGUUGAAAUGAUACUCGAUGUGUAUGCUGCUUUUGCAUGUGUGGAGUACCUUGAGCCUAGACUCCUGGACACCGAUGCCCAAAGACAAGCCUGGCUCAGACAGGUCAAAAAGCUCCAGGUUCCCAUUGAGUUGCUCUGCUCAGAGGACAUUGUGAGACACUAUGGAGAGAGGAGCAAGGCGAUCGUCUGUAGAGUCCAAGCUGGAUGGAAUCGGAUAUUUUCUCUUUCUCUAUUUGUGGAACACAUGCUGCUGGGCAUUGAGGAGGUAGAGAAGAAGCUGACACCUUUAGUUUUGGAGCAUACAAAAGGGCUUUGCCAGAUACUGGAAAAAAAUUCUGACCUCAAAACUCAGCAGUCAUUUGAGGCAGUAAUCGGUUUGCUCAAAACCUGCAAAGAUGGAGCCGUUGAACGCAUCUUCAGGUUUGGUCUUACACUGUGCCCAGUGUGUAUGGGACACCCCCAAGAUCCGCUCUGCCUGCCAUGUGAACACAUCUACUGUGUUGCCUGUAUCAAACAGUGGUUGGUCCCCGGUCAGAUGUACUGUCCCCUCUGCAUGCAGCAAGUUAAUGACGACCUCCCCCUGGUUCCUUCAGAUGCCAUCAGGAUUCUAAUCAACCAACAUGCUCAGUUCAGGAAGCAGUGCAAUGCUUUCUUCAUUGACCUGGUGUCCACUGUGUGCUUCAAAGACGACUCCCCUCCCUGUUCAGCUGUCAUUCUCCAUUUGCUGUCCUUUCUCAUGGUGGAGGCCAACACUGUUCCCAUUCUCAGAGUUAAUCAACACAUGUUGACAAAGGUACUUUCUCCAUUUGAUGACUCUGUGGAUAAAAAUCCAGUGGUUCGGUCAGUAGUGCUCAAACUGCUGCUGAAGUACAGCUUUGAUGAAGUUAAAGGUUACCUGCAGCAAUAUCUGGUGGCAGUUGAGCAGAGCAACAUCUUGGAGGAGACUGACAAAACUGAACUCUACUCGUUGUACAUUAACUGCCUGGAGGAUUCCAUGUUUGAAAGGUUGCAGUUCAGGUCCAUUGCAGACCAGCAGAUGUGUCUGCAGGAUGAAAGUGCCUUCCUGACUGAUUACCUACAAUCACAUGGUCAGUCUGCUGAAACAGCCACUGUGGAGUAUCUGCAGCAGGUGGCCAGAGUGCGUAUGGACCUGGAUAUGGCUGCUAGCCUCAUCGUGGAAAAACUCAGAGCAACAGUAGAGGCUCGGGAGACUGGUCAAAGAACCACAGCCUUCCUGACCAGUGUGGUGAACUUAUGUAGGCGCAGUAGAAACGACUGGUAUCGUGUCUACUUGAUCCGUAAGAUCUGCAGCCAACAUGGAGUGGAGUUUGUCCUGAAACUUCUCAAAUUGGAUGACAUGCGCUGGCUCUUCCCUGAAGAAGUGCUGCAAAAGAGUAAAGAAGCCACCCCGAUAGACCAGUAUCUUGUGUGUGGGGAGCACUACAAGACCAUCAGAAAUUCUGUCGCAAAGGGAGUUAUGGAAGGCAAAAUGGACGGACUGGACGAGACUUGUGAGGGGUGCAGAUGCUUACCGCAGUGUACCACAGUUUAUCUUUUGUUGGCGUUGUACAGAGAAGUCACCACUCUCUACAGAGAAGCCAAUGCUAGCUUCCAUCCCAAGCCUGAGCAAUUGGAAGCCCUGAUGGCCUACAUCCAGAACUCCAAAUUCCUUGCCAGCCCACAGGUGAAGGCGUUUGCCAAGUCUUUGGUGACCAACCGACUCGGGCCAUUGGUUGUUUGUCCCGGGGCCCCUGGUGCCCAGUCCGUGUCGGUGGAAUUAACUAUUCACCUGGCUGCUGUCGUGAUCUGCGGGAACAAGGGGAUCUUAGCUCCCCUGCAGCAGCUUGCAUUGGCACCUGCCAACAUGCAGGCAGCCUUCUUGCCAACCAUGCCAGAGGACAUGUUAGCAGUGGCUCAACAAGCUAUGGGACAGUUGCAGUGGUACCAUUGUCCAAAUGGUCACCCCUGCACCAUUGGAGAGUGUGGCCAGCCCAUGCAAAAAAGUCAUUGUUUGGACUGUGGUGUUGAAAUUGGAGGAGACAACCACAUACCUGUGAGGGGAUUUCAAGCCGUUCCGUUGCAGGGUGACCGCACUCAGACAGGCCACAUCCUCGGCAACCCCAGUCGCAGGGACAAUCCCGACAUGAUGGACACAAAGAGCAUUUCACCUGUUCCCUUCACCAUGGUCCGCAUGCUCACUCACAUGGCCAUGCUGCUGGGUGCCUGCAGCCACCCACAGUCCAUCUCUGCCAUCAUCAAGCCUCCAGUACCUGACCCAGGUGCAUUUCUACUUGCUCACCUGCGAAAGGACAUGAAACAUCUUAUCCGAUCCCUGGGUAAAGGGACAGAUGAUACAGUCAGCGCUGUUCACCUGCUCAUCAGCAGCCUCCUGGAACCCAAACAGCAACAAACAUGGCCGGUUCCUUAUGACAAUGUGCUUUCCACCAAAGAGGCUAGAAAUGGAUGGGAGAUGGAAGUGAGCAACGCCCUCAUCACACCUCAGCUGAAGCACUUGGAUAGACAGCUAAAGGAAGUGAACACAUUCAUCCGGGCUGACUCUCGCAUCUCUGCCAAUCCAAUCAUGAAGCUCAUGUUUGGCGAACCCCGUCUCUUCUUGGCCUCACUGCCCCAAAAUUCUCUGAUCCACGGUUCUGCCGUGUGGAGCUGCAGGGAGAAAGUGUCUCUGCUGAGCCUCACCCACAUUGUAGAGCAGAAUGAUGGCAAAGACACCCUGCCGGUGCUCUGGAGAUUUCUGCAUAGGGAAGCAGAGCUCCGACUGGUGAAGCAUCUUCCUGAUAUCCUCACGCUCCAGAGAGAUCUGGUCAAGAAGCUUCAAAACAUCACUGAGCUGACUUGUGGCACCAUUGCCGAAUUCCUCCAGAGUCAGAAAGCAGUUUCGCUGAAAGGCUGGUAUGAUAAACACAUCAAGAUCUUCCUGACAACCUGGAAUCAGCUCAGAGUGUCUUUGGCCACUAACGGGGAGAUCAAGAUCCCAGCUGAGUUCUGCCAGAACGACCUGGACCUGGACAGUGACUUCAAGGUGCUGUUACCACGGCGACAAGGCCCAGGCCUGUGCUCUACAGCCCUUGUGAGCUACCUCAUUGCUCUGCACAAUGACCUGGUCUACUGUGUGGACAAACACACUGGAGAGGAGACCAGCUACAAAGUGAGCCCGGCGGAUGUGACUGACCUGCAUGUGAUUCGGUAUGAGCUGGAGAGGGACCUGAUGCCCCUGGUUCUGUCAAACACCCAGUACAGCAUUGAGAGGGGCCAGGAGACUCUUCAUGAGUACGACUUGCCCAAGAUCCAGCAACAGAUCGUCUCCCGCUUCUUACUGGGCAAACCUCUCAUCACUCUCAACGGCAUCCCAACACUUGUGAACAGACAUGAACGCAACUAUGAGAUUAUCCUGAAGGAUUUAAAAGCAAAAGUCCAGCAAGAGCCUCUUCAGACUCUCACGCUGUUCUCCGUGGCUGGGGAGUUGCACUCCUACAGUGAGGUGUGCGAGGCCUUGUCCACACUGGAAGUGGCCCUUGGUUUUCUCGCCAUGACCGGGGGAGAGCCUCACAUGCAGCUGUCCUGCUACCUGGAGGAGGUGCUGCAGAUGGGAAACCAGAUGGCUGCACCUAUCCUCAAGGCUCUGAGCAUGUGCUGUCUAAAGCAUUGUGUGGCUCUGUGGCAGCUGUUGGCCUCACUCAAAUCAGAAAAUAUGCUGCGGCUCAAGAGGGAUCCAUUUGUGGAAGUCUCAGAGAAGUACAAACAGGCUUUGAGUGAGGACGAGCACAGGCUGCUAACUGGCUUCUUUUCGAAGAGCAGCGCUGACUCUUUCCUGCUGGAAAUGCACGAGUUCCUGGUGCUGGUCCUCAAAAUGCCCAACGCACCAGCUACCUACAGGCCUGACUGGAGCCUGAAAGACACACUGGUGUCUUACAUGGAGCGCAAAGACCUGGACACCCCCGCUGAUGUGGACGAACUCUUCCCAGUAGAGAUCUGCCUGUCCCAGUAUGUUGAAGCCUGGAAGUUCAUCAUGGCCUUCAAGCAGGAACGCGGUCCGAGACAAUGAGGACCAGAUAAAAGGGUUGUUUUGUUGUCCGCCUCCUUUAUUUGAUUUCAUCACAUCCCUCAGAUGAAGUUUACAAUCAUGACCAAUCAACAGUAUUGAAGUGGUAUGGAAAUGUGUAUGUGAUAAUUUGUGUAUUUUACACAUUUAUCCAGAGAUGUGCCUUUUUAAGAGCACUUAUGUUUAGCUUCAUAGGGCCACAAAAUAGGUGUGUAGUUCACAUGUACAGCUCACCUGUAUGAAGAGGUGAACUCUGGGGAUUUCCUUAUGAUUAUCUGUUCUUGCUUUGUGUGGUUUUUUUUUUCCUGAGCACCAACAUGUACAGAGUUUCUGUACAUCUCAAAGUCUUCUUUCUUGCACUUUACUUGUAAUGUGAAUUUGUCUGUCUCAAAGAGGCAGAAAAACAAUCUUAAUUCAACUCAGGUACAAAAUUUGGAAUAACUGGUCUGAAAAUCACCCUGACCUAAGUCACUUUAUCAAGAAAAACAUGUCUUUUCACUUUGCUUAAAGCUGUUUUGUCAAUUUCAUCCUUUUUGUAUCGCUGUUUAUCAUGUUAUGUUGAUGUGCCAUAUGUAUGUUAAAAUUGCACUUGCCUUUCUUUCACUUUUUAAAUUCAUGGUCUAAAAAAGUGUUAACUUAAAAUUGGUAAUACAUACUCCUUCCAAUAAAGCAAACAUUUAACAUUUA